This is a messenger RNA of Colossoma macropomum (tambaqui), 4001 nucleotides long. RefSeq names its product RPA1 related single stranded DNA binding protein (gene radx). Gene Ontology annotation, molecular function: single-stranded DNA binding. The record is from RefSeq and is a predicted model, not a curated record. The transcript has 16 exons. Gene Ontology annotation, biological process: regulation of DNA repair. The coding region runs from base 978 to 3572 and encodes 864 amino acids. Gene Ontology annotation, cellular component: replication fork. Lineage: Eukaryota; Metazoa; Chordata; Actinopteri; Characiformes; Serrasalmidae.
GAUGUUAUAGAGCAGUGGGAGAAGUUGGAGAUGUAGAGCAGUGGGAGAAGUUGGAGAUGUUAUAGAGAACUGGGAGAAGUUGGAGAUGUUAUAGGGCAGUGGGAGAAGUUGGAGAUGUAGAGCAGUGGGAGAAGUUGGAGAUGUUAUAGAGAACUGGGAGAAGUUGGAGAUGUUAUAGGGCAGUGGGAGAAGUUGGAGAUGUAGAGCAGUGGGAGAAGUUGGAGAUGUUAUAGAGAACUGGGAGAAGUUGGAGAUGUUAUAGAGCAGUGGGAGAAGUUAGACAUGUUAUAGAGAAAGGGGAGAAGUUGGAGAUGUUAUAGGGCAGUGGGAGAAGUUGGAGACGUGUGGGAGAAGUUGGAGAUGUUAUAGAGAAGUGGGAGAAGUUGGAGAUGUUAUAGAGAAGUGGGAGAAGUUGGAGAUGUUAUAGAGCAGUGGGAGAAGUUGGAGAUGUGUGGGAGAAGUUGGAGAUGUUAUAGAGAAGUAGGAGAAGUUGGAGAUGUUAUAGAGCAGUGGGAGAGGUUGGAGAUGUUAUAGAGCAGUGGGAGAAGUUAGAAGUUGAAGAAAUCAGAGAAGUUAGAAGUCGAAGUUGGAGAAGUUUUCUAGUGUAGCGUCUCUUCCUGCUACACAGCGGGACGUUAUCUCCGCUCCUCCGAGUCUGUGGGUGGCGCUAUUGUUCAGUUCAGUCGCUUAAUACGCGAAGGAGAGACGAAUCUUUCCCCGCCAUCGAAACUCGUUUAGCCUAGCCUGUUUGUUUAUGUUUGUGUUGUAGUUUAAAAUGAGCAGUAAAGCUGAGGACCGUUAACUAAUCACAGCCUUACCGUCCUGUUUUUAUGCUUAAAGCGCGGUUAAACGCUGAUAGCCGUGCUAACUGUCAGCAGGUCAUUGUAGCAGCAUUAGCCCCGCUGGCCGUCAGCAGUAACGGAGCGAGAGUCCACUGUUUCAUUUAUUCGGGUUUGUUGUGGUCAGAAAUGCCCUGAAUGGCAGAAGGCAGUGAAUCAGCUGGAGCUGGGCUGCAGUCUGCUCUGGAGCGGCUCUGCUCCUCCAGGACCCUCCGCCUCAAACCCGAGACCCCCGUCUGUGUGGCUGUUAUUGGGCUUGACAGGUAUUUGUCUGAUGAGAGAGCGACAGACAGCUACAACUAUGACGUUACGAUAACCGACGGGACGUGGAGAGUGAAAUGUCACCUCAGCUCUGCUCUUCAUCGCCUGGUCCAGAGGAACGCGCUGCGCUGUGGCUCCUGUGUUUCAGUCACACAGCUCUCGUUUGUGUACGAUGAGAGGAGGUUCGGCCAAAGCUACGUGUGUUUAGAGGAGCUGGAAUGCGAAGCUGAGGAUGCUGGUAUUUUCUCCUCCAUUAAAACCCCGAAUGCCCUUCAGUGGUGGACGCGGGACGGGAUCAGAAACUCCAUGAUUUGGCAGGCAGAUGCUCCCCUGCAGAGCAGGAAACAUUACUUGUCAUUAUGGAAUAACGAAGAUCCUCACGGUGGAGUGUGGAUUCCCAAUACUCCUCCACCAGACACAGUGAUUGACGUGUCUAAAAUCUGUCUGCUGGGCGACCUCGACGUGUUCUUCGCGAGUUCCAGACGUCCUCUCCCUCUGCUGGUCAGAGUGCUGCACAGAUCCCGGUUACGGUACUACGGAAAACCUGGACAGAACAUAGACUUCCCGUUUCAGGCAUAUUUUGAGGUGGCGGAUCAGAGCGGGGUGAUGUCCAUGGUGCUGUGGAACGAUCUGUGUCCGGAGUGGUACCACAGACUGGUGGUGGGUUCAGUGGUGUAUCUGCAGCACUACUCGCUGAAGAAGAGCUACCAGAACCGCUCCAGACCCCAGAUCAGCUCGCUGCCCCUCCUCAUCUUCACCAACACAGAGAUCUGCUUGAACCCUCGGAAUCCUUCAGCCAUCAUCACUGUGAUUCCUCCUAAAAGUGUCCAGCCACAGUGGAGCUUACCUGACGUCACCUAUAACUUCUCUACCAGGCAUGAAAUAGAGAGUCUCAGCAAUAACCAGGCCUGUGAUGUCAUUGGACUGGUGACCUACGUCGGUCGUGUCGAACGAAUCAGAAACAAGGGAAAUUCCAUUCCUGAGAAAUUCUGGACGUACCGCUGGGUCCACGCUGUGGACGGCACCUCGGACUCCCCCUUUAUUCUGGAGAUUUUCGCCUCCUCGCAGCCGGACAUCUUCAACAACAUCUGUCCCAUGACGUACCUGGUGUGUACUCAGAUGAGAGUGUGCAGAGAGGCCAGCUGCUCCGUUUAUUUGACCAGCAGCGCUGAGACUCAGCUCUUCAUCACAGGCUGCCACAAGAAGCAGCCGUAUGUGUCCGACCCAAAAGUGAAGGCCUUCAUCCAGUGGACUAAGACCCUAAAGGACAGUGUUAUAUUGAGGAAGACUGCAGUGGGGGGGCAUUACUGUUAUCCUCCUCCCUCACCCACCUUCACACCACUCACCACCACUGCCAACAACACAGCCACUGCAGGUCAGGGAGCCUCUCUGUCGUUAAUGGCAGUAGCCGACCUGCAGGGGGAGAUAGAGAGUUUGCAGUAUCGAGAGCGCAGGAGGCUCGUUAUUCAGGGCCACAUCACUGCAGUGCGUUACCACCGCUGGCCACAGGAGGCGCUGCAGUCUGGAGAUAAUGCAGAACAGAACACACCACAGAGAAUCCAACAGUUGGAAAGUGGAUCAGCGGCUGUGUCUGGAGGAUCUGCUCCACCGUCUAGUACAGGCAGCAUGGAGCAGAGCGAGAUGCCCUCAGCAGCGCCCCCUAGUGACAGCACGUCUUCUCCCAAACGCAGGAGGAUUGAACAGGGAACGAAGGCACUGCAGAGGCAGUACUGGACCAGAGCGAAGGUGCAGUCAGAAAGACAGAUGAGGCUGGAGGAGGAGGAGGAGGAGGAGGAGAGGCCAUCUGUGGAAGAGGAGAGUGAAGAAGGAGGUUCAAACCAAACGACACGGACAGCACAGUCACCACAGACAACAGACAUCAGUGAGACAGGGAGCGUUCCUGACUCGCAACAAGCCAUUGUUCACCCCAGUGCGUCAUGGGUAAGCAGCGUGUGGCCGUUACUGAAACAGGAUGUGACGAGUCACGUAAGCUGCGGCCCUCUGGAUCCGGAGAGCAUUCCAGAAAGGUUCCGCUUUGAUGACCGAGAUGUGCUUCUUCAUAGGAUCAACCUCAGCCCUUCAAGAUGGACUCCAGAUGUUCCACUAAGCACAACCUCAGAGACACACACUCCUGUAGACUGUGCGGGAUACCUCACACUCACAGUGCUGGGGCUGAAUCAGCAGGCUGCAGUGGACGCUGUCUUCAUUCCUGUGUUUUCCCCUGAAGAUCCUCGAGGUGUGGGAAUGCCCACCCGUGUCCAUGACAAUACGCUGAUGUCAUGUCUUUCCUCAGGUCACAUGUGUGUGCAGGCCAAUGGCACACACCUUUCAGCAGAUGCCUUACUGAGCUCAGCCCCAGCUUUAGAAGAGGAGAGGCUGGUGUGCGUGUUGGAUGUGUGUCUGUUGGGUCAGAAAAGGGUCGAAAUCAUCUGCUCUAAAAUCUACAGGACGGCGGACGUCACUCCUGUGUAGUGCUUACACACACAGGGACAUUCAAUAAAUAUAUUUUUCGCUGCCACUUUGAAAUAAGACAAAAACGGUUUAAAUGGGUUUAUUCAUGGUUAUUAAUUAGGUAAUAAAGAUGUAGAAUUCAUUAAUAAGCACUUACAAUACAUAAAUAAAAAGGGCUGCUGUUUGUCUGAUAGUGAACCCCCAUUAAUUUAUACUGUUAAACCUCAGAUUUUGAAGUCAGCAUUAAACUCAUCAGCUUCAUCACAUAUUCAUAUUCAUCAGAAAUAACAGCUCAAUUUUGCCCUUUCAUUACUGUGUUUAUAAGUGUUUAUGACCUAACUAAUAACUUUAACAAGCUGAUUUUAAACCAUUAAAUGCUUUAUGAAGGUAGUAUUAUUUUAAAAUGGUACCUAUUUUUCUUUUCCUGAAAACAUUUAUUUCUUUCAAAGC